Bursaphelenchus xylophilus (pine wood nematode) is the source of this 769-nucleotide messenger RNA. The record is from the annotation of a GenBank genome assembly. NCBI's taxonomy places the organism in Eukaryota, Metazoa, Nematoda, Chromadorea, Rhabditida, Aphelenchoididae.
AUGAAGGUCCUCCUGAUGCUGGGUUUCGCGAGUAUCGCCUAUUCGUUGAACUGUUUCCAACAUCAACAGAACGCUUACAUCAGAGUUCUGCUGCCGCCAAAGCCUUGUCCAAGGGAAGCGGUGUCGUGUUUUAAGGUUGUGAAUCAUGUGACAAACCUGGCUACGAGAUCCUGCUCGUUGACUCCUUGUUUGGUAAGUUAAUUUUUAAAAUGGUCACAAUGCCUAUACGACUGUUAAAAAAUUUCGUUGAUAAUUGUGAUUAAGGUUUUUUUGGGUGAAAGAAACUUUUAAAAAGGCGUGAUGUGAAACCUGGAGCCUUUAGAAAAAAUGGCCAUAUGAAAUUUGUUUUAGCUCUCAUUGCUUCGUUUUUGAUAACCUCCACCCAAGCAAUGCUCUGAUAUUAUAAAAGACAAAUGUAAGAUAUUCAGUUAGGCCUUACGUUAGAAGAGCGUAAUCUCUCUUUGCAAAGAUAUUCAAAAUUAAGGAAAAACGAUGACUAAUCACAUAGCGUCUCCUCAAAUCCCGCAUGCACGCAUGUCCUCCUAAAAGUCAUACAUCUACCCUCAAACUCCUUUUGAACAUCAUUUCUUCCUAUAUGUAUUGUCAAACCAUUCCACUUCCCGCUAAUAUAGACCCUUCUUUUCAGUCUAACGGAAUAAACUCAGCCACCGAACUGUGUGUCAAACAAGGGGACCUCUCACUCUGUUGCUGUAUCAACAAUAAUUGCAAUGGAAACUUCGCCAAAUGGGAGAACAUAACCAACCAUUAA